Molecule: messenger RNA, 1705 nt
Organism: Acaulospora colombiana
Lineage: Eukaryota; Fungi; Glomeromycota; Glomeromycetes; Diversisporales; Acaulosporaceae
Source: the annotation of a GenBank genome assembly
AUGAGUGACCUUGAGGACGAAAUUCUCGAGCUUGCGGGGGAUGGUGAGGAAGAAAAGUUUCAACUAGCCACUACACUCGAAAAUACGAGUAAUAGUGCUUCUUCGGUUGCUCACGAAGAGAAAAGAAGGUCGCAGUCGCCAAAACGUCGCGGAGGUUAUUCAGAUGGGGAAGUAAAUGACGAGAUACAGGACGGAACUGACGAGUAUGGACCUGAUAUGUAUCGUGAUGAGGAUGAUAGGGACAGGCUAGAAAACUUGAACGAGUUGGAGCGUGAGAAGAUCUUAUCGGAAAGAGCUGAAAAAAGACAACAUAAUAAGGAUUUGGAAGCUGUUCAUCUUCUAUUUAAUCCAGAUGACGCCGGUUCGACUAGAAGGUCUACAAGAACUAAGGGAACCAAAAAGAAGGGAAAAGAUCUUGAAGAACUUAAGCGUAGACGAGCGCAAAAGGGUCAGCGAACGCAAACAGAUUCACAGAGUCCAGAGCCUGGUGAACAUAUCUCGUCUGGUGAAGAAGAUGAAACCUACAAUAGCAAUGGAGAAAAGAACAAGCAAGAUCCUGAUGAAAUCAGGCUUGAGGAUAUUAAAAGCAUACAGUUGACUCGUCGUCAACUUAGCGAUUGGAUGUUUGCACCUCAUUUUGAAAAGACUGUAGUUGGCUGUUUUGUUCGUUUACAUAUUGGAGUCAUCGAGGGAAAACAAAUAUAUCGAAUGUGUGAAAUUGAAGCUGUUGAAGAAAUUAAUUCAACAUAUUAUGUGGAUAAAGCAAUAACUAAUCAAGUGCUACGUCUUAGACAUGGUGACGCGAUAAAAGUUUGGCAUAUGCAUGUUAUAUCCAAUAGCGAAUUUGACGCGUCUGAAUUCGAGCGUUGGAUAAAGACUAUGAAAACUCAGAAUCUCGAUUUACCGACAAAGGAAACGAUUGAACGAAAGAGAGAUGAUAUAAAAUUCGCCACGAGUUAUGUUCUUUCCGAGCAAGACGUGGAGGCAAUGGUUAGAAACAAACAGGCACUGCGCGGUGGCGAACCUAUUGAUUUGUUAACUCAAAAGACCACAUUGAUUACGCAAAAAAAUCUAGCCGAAGCGCAAGGAAAUUUUAAGGAGGCACAAGACUGUGCUAUGAGACUUACUGAGAUAGAUAGGAUAAUUGCUGGAACGUCACGUGACACAAAACAGGAUACAUGGGCCCGUGUUAAUGAAAGAAAUCGGCUAAAGGAUCUAGAAGAUUCUCGACUGGCGGAAGAACUAGCUAGACAAAAGAAGAAAGCUGAAAUUGUUCCGAGAAAAUCGAUCAAGACUACAGCAUUGGAUUCACCUACUCGCAAAGAAUUACUCGGAGAAAGAUCUAAUGGAUACGCAAAAGUUGCAAAUGCACCUUUUACCAAAUAUGAAGCGUUGAUAUAUCAAGCAGAGGUUGAACUCAAGCUUCCCCCAGAUCCCAUCAUGGAUUACGAUCCAUUACUUGAAGCCGAAUAUGAAGACAGAUAUACUCAACUUAGUGUUGAUAAAUCAAUUUCAUUGAUACGGGGUUUACAGCAGCCGUCUCCUAUGCAGCAACAACCUGAUACUGCUCAACCACAACAACUAACGCCACCAUCACAUGAAGAAACUAAUAAUGCUCGUUAUCAUCGCGCUCAGGCACCAUCAUGGAACAACGAAGCGUCUAAAGGUCCUAAAUCAUACCUAUUUCAUAAAGAUCUACAUUACG